AAACGGAAACAUCGUUUGAUGAAAACGGAUCGAACGCGAGGGUUUUGAGCAUUUGGUGAGAUGUCGAGCAAAACCCUAGUUCGGGCUGGAGCUUCUUUGUUCUCGCGUCUCCUCCAAACCAAUCCUCUUCAAGGCUUGAACCCUAGAAUCCCAUGCGAUUCUUCUGUUCGAUCGGCUCUUUUGAAAUCUCUAGUUCAGUCCCCUUCGCUCGGUGGCGGAGUUGGAGAUCUCGAGAGCAUAAAGAGAGUGGCUUCACCUGAGGGGCUUUCCUUCCCUUGUGGCCUUCCUUCUCUUCGCUUCUUUAUCGAAGAUGGAGAUAGCUUUACAAAUGAGCCAAUUUGCCUACUUCCUAAAAGAACAUACCAGCCUAGCCACAUCAGGCGGAAGAGGACUCAUGGUUAUCUAGCACGCAAGGCCACAAAGGGAGGCCGGAAGGUGAUCGCUAGGAGAAUCGCCAAAGGCAGAGCAAGAAUUGCCGUAUAACACCAUUUCGAAUUCCUCCAGCUCUGCAACAUUAGACGAUUUAAACACAUAAAAUCGAAGCAUUCAUUCGGACACCCUAAAAUCUUACCGUCUUGAUGUUUUUGUGUUUUGAACUUAUAAAUCAGCUCAAUGUUUCUUUGCCGUCUUUGGUGAUCAUCAUUUUGUGUUUUUCAAAUUAUGAGAUAUUCAAAUCAAGUUUCCUUCAAUGGAAUAAUAUAAUAAAUACUUCAGGGUAGUUCAUGCUAA
Messenger RNA from Dioscorea cayenensis subsp. rotundata (Guinea yam), 729 nucleotides. RefSeq lists its product as uncharacterized. Gene Ontology annotation, biological process: translation. The transcript is spliced from 3 exons. NCBI's taxonomy places the organism in Eukaryota, Viridiplantae, Streptophyta, Magnoliopsida, Dioscoreales, Dioscoreaceae. The coding region runs from base 61 to 483 and encodes 140 amino acids. Gene Ontology annotation, cellular component: ribosome; mitochondrial large ribosomal subunit. The record is from RefSeq and is a predicted model, not a curated record. Gene Ontology annotation, molecular function: structural constituent of ribosome.